AUGCCUCUCGUCGACCCUGUCACGAUGUCGUCUGCUACUGCAACGCCGAACCGUCGUCGACGAGGCGGCCCGUCGGCCAAGAGCAGCUCGCACGACGAUUCUAUCACCACCACCAAAAGCGCCACCAACAGCAGUCUCUCUGCAUCGUCGCCAUCUUCCACGCCUCCGGCCUAUGCCACCUCGCUCGCCCUGGCUUCCCGACACGGCAGCCCGUUGCUGCUGCUGGCUGGCCUGGCCCUAAGCUUUGGCGGGUUGGUGGGCAGUGGCCCCACGCAAGACAGCAGUAACAGCACCAACACUACCACCAACACGACUGAAGACGGCUAUGGCACUGGCAUCGGCGCGCUGGCCGGCCUGCUGGUGGCCUCGACGGUCGUGCAGGUGGCUGCGGCUGUGAUUGGGCUGCCGCCAGCAGGUUCAGACGCCGAGUCGCAGAAGAAGCGGCGGGCCCGCAAAGACCAGCGCAAGCCCAACGUCAUUGUGACGACCUUUCUCUCCCUCCUGCUCACCGUUCUCGCCGUGCCGCUCGUCCACGUCGUCCUCGUCCUCUUCGGCGCCCCCUUUCUCGUCCACGCCCCCAGCACUCUUCUCUGUGCCGGCCACAUCGCCGUGCUCGGCCUCUUCCCCGUCGUCUUCACCCACGGUACCGACAGCCCCGGAUGGCUGGCCCUCAUUUCCGGCGAUUUUUUUUCGGCGGCUGCCAAGGGCGGCCUCUCGGUCGCUGACGCUGCUUCUGCCGCCGGCCUCUGGGGCACCUGCAUCGGUGCCUGGCUUGGCGCUGUGCCCAUUCCACUCGAUUGGGACCGGCCGUGGCAGCGCUGGCCCGUCACCAUCGUUGUCGGCGCAUAUGUCGGCCACGCCGUCGGCCGCCUGCUGGGAGGUGCUCUGCAGCAGCAGCGGAGAAGCUGA
This is a messenger RNA of Grosmannia clavigera kw1407, 909 nucleotides long. RefSeq names its product GPI-anchor biosynthesis protein. The coding region runs from base 1 to 909 and encodes 302 amino acids. Gene Ontology annotation, cellular component: endoplasmic reticulum membrane. NCBI's taxonomy places the organism in Eukaryota, Fungi, Ascomycota, Sordariomycetes, Ophiostomatales, Ophiostomataceae. Gene Ontology annotation, biological process: GPI anchor biosynthetic process. The transcript has 2 exons. The record is from RefSeq and is a predicted model, not a curated record.